Messenger RNA from Giardia duodenalis, 4287 nucleotides. RefSeq lists its product as uncharacterized. Bases 1 to 4287 code for a protein of 1428 amino acids. NCBI's taxonomy places the organism in Eukaryota, Fornicata, Diplomonadida, Hexamitidae. The transcript has a single exon. The record is from RefSeq and is a predicted model, not a curated record.
AUGACCACGUUUGUGAGUACCUUUCUUCCGGUGGGGGAUCGUUUGAGCGACCCGGAUUACGCUGAUAACGCAGUCCAGACAGUACUGUAUUUCCCCAAGCUGGCAAUUUUUGCUGAGACAACAACGAUCUAUUCUACCUCAUACAAGCCCAACGAUUCCCAUGGGCCCAUUGGACUUACGUACCUGAAUGAAAGUGUUAAUAACGGCAUCAUCUUAUCCGUUUCAAAGCGGAGCGCGUCCUCAUUUCUCUGCCUAUCUGCUAUUGUAAAGGAUAGUGACCCUGACAGUCUCUCUGCUCUCAAAUUCCUCCAGCAUAGGAUCAGUGUGAGGCGUGAUGUUGGUAAUCCAGACGUCUCAGCAGAUUUACACACUCUGGAAUAUCUUCUAAUCCAUAACAAGAUGUACACCACCUACACGGUGUACAGUGUGACUGAUGCUCAGUGCGAAUUAAAGUACGUUGCCCCCACGUCAGUACCCUUGAUUGGAGCCAUCGCUGUGGAGGGGACGCCAUUUAUUGCUGCCACUGGUGUUUCAAAAGACGGCUAUAACUUUACAUUUGAUUGUCUUCUUGAUGAGGAUAAUGGGGGGAAGCUUAUCCCUGUGCGCACCGUUAAACAGAAAACAGGAGACGUCACAUCCUUCGUUGACACAGCCCUUUACCCCGCCAUCAAUAUGAUAUCUGACCGCCCCUCUACCGCAUGUACUACUCCUGCAACGACAGUCAAAGACUUUGUCCAUCAGGUUAGCUCUCGUAACACGCGCGCUGCAUCUGAUGUUCUGUAUAAAUUUUCUGCUGUCCACCUAGAUUCUAGUACAAAAACUGUGUACUACAGAGAGUACGAUUUGAAAUCGACUAACUUACGAGUCAUACAUGCCCCAGGUACAAAGAAGUCGGAUAAGCACAAGGCAGCAGACUCAGUUGAUUAUAGUGCGACCAUAGAAAGCUUCAAGCCAACUGUCCAUUAUACCAGGACGCUCAUUGUUAACUCUGCGGUGCCCAUUGUUCGUAUUGCAGCGCUAGUUAUGCCGUAUACGCAGAACUCGCUUCUCAAUGACAAGUACGCCGUUAUCACAGACUGCGGUGACCUUCAACUUUAUUCCAGGAGAGAGCAGGCAGACGGUCCUUCUGCUAGCAUCAAAGUGUUUUCUAAAAAGCUAAGACGAGCGUUCCUUGUGCCUCUCAGAGAUGGAGUUAUCAUGCUCACCUCUUCUACCGGGGAGUCUGCUUUAGUUGGCAUAGAUGGCAAGUGGAACUCCGACAAAAAUAUUGAAGAAAUGCGGGGCCAUCUCUGCAAAAUCUUUAUUGAUGAGUUCUUAGCAACUAAUCCUAAUUACGACCAACAGAAUUUGAGACACGAGCUGUCGAAGGACCUUCUCCCGCCUAUUGACUCCUUUUCCAAGUCAGUUCAGGUGAAGAAGCACAUAGAUAAGCUAGCAAUAAUAACCACCUUCUCGUACAAUUCGACUGUCACCUGUGCCUCCACGGCUCCUGAUCAUAAGCUUGUUUGUUUGGGCUUGACAUCCCGAAAGUUCAUCUUUGUGCCCACAGAGCCGAUCAAGAACAGGGCUCUUUUGUCAAGCUAUAGAGGUAAGCUGAGCCGCGAAACUGCUAAUAAUCUGCAGGGACAGUACACAAAGUAUGAUGUAGAGGCUGCAGUGAAGGAUACUGUCGCGUACUUGGCCAACCGGGGCCUUAAUGGUCAGCAGCUCAUGGAGCGUGUUAGCUUUUUCUUCGCAUUUUCAAAGGACGUGGGGCACUCAGACUUUUUGCCUGUGCAAGAAAGUGUUCUAGAUGUUGCAAAUCAUAACCACGAUGCUCCAUCAGAUACGAUUGAAAUGCUCUCCAUUCUGGCAUCUGUCACUAAGGACGAGGUUCUGGGGAAGUCUAGCUUGGCGGCCUAUGACCCUGAUCUCGGGAAAUCCAUGAUAAACGACCUCAGGGAGGUGAUGCGCAGUACGUUAAGGACGGUCGCCGUCCCCGGUGUCGGAUCCACGGCGAUCCCAGGAGAAGGAGCCCUUCAGGCUUCCGAUCAUCAUCUUCUUGCAGAUCAGCUUUCGGACCAUACUGGAACACGCUCUAAACGAGUUGAGUUCCUGGAGCCAACGCUGCGUGGAGCAAAGCUGUCGACUGCAAUUAAUUUCACUCUUGCGGAUCUGAGUGCCAUAGAGACAAGAGGAUUAACUGAAGCUAACGGCUCCCACGUUGCUGCACCGAUACACUCUGCCAGCGGACUUUAUCAGACAGAUCGAAAUGUGGUGCAAGAACCCCCAGAUCACGCUCAUCUAGACUCAUUAAUAGAGGAGAAUUUUAAGAAUCAUCUUGUUGAUGCAACUCGUAACCUUUUAGAGUCGGGCUUCGACUGUCAGAGACUUUUUAACGCCGUCGAGGAAGACGUGAAAACUGCCAUACUUAGUAUGAUGAAUGUUUCUGACCUGAAUGAGGACUCCAGAACUGCGCGACUGGCAGAUCUUCCAUUGGUGCCUCAUCACGCUGAUGAGCGUGUCACGUCAGGCAGAGACGCAAUGUUAGAUGAAUAUCCGGCUGAGCCAGGGGUUAACGUUCCCGUGUCUCUCUUGUCUGCGGCUUGGCUUGGAGCAAUUAGUAAUAGUCUAGCUGUUAGGGAUACUACGAGACAUCCUGUACAGCUUCCUGUGCUUAGCAACCUAGGCGGCGCCAAGUUGUUGCUAACUCAUUACAAGGAGAUCCAGGAAAAGAAAUAUACUUUAGUACGGAAUAAGUUUACUUUGGCGCUAGAGCUACUAUUAGCUGAUGAUCCUCUUUUUUUGGCAGCCUCCUGCUCCGCCAGGGGGUUGUCUAGCAUGAAGAAUUCAUAUUAUUUGACAGACUAUAUUCGCCGGGAGCAUGAAGAGAUCUCACAGUGCCCAUACUGCUCCGUUUUUUCCAUUCGAUGCAAUCUUUUCCAGCUCUCUUCGCGUGGAGAGACUGUGUGCAGCACAACUGAGCGCUUGCUGUGCGAGAUCUUAGAUAGCUCACACGAGAUAAGGCAGGACUAUGCUGUCCGUAUUAUUGCAGGAAUGGAGGCCUUCUUGACAAGAGUAUAUCAAGAAGAUCUUAAUACGGCAAUGACUGCCCCCGGGGAGGAACCGCUGGCAUCCUUGCAGUAUACACAGUUUCCUCAGCGUCUCAUUACAUUUGUCCCCGAUGGAGGGCUGGUGAAUAAUUUGACUUUCAUGCAAGACAUUGCAGGACCCAGUGGAGCUCCUCAAAAGGUCAGAUAUGAGCUUAUUGGAACCAUAUCACAGGACUGCUUGGCUGUUUACAAGCUAGAUACUGUCGGUAGAUGGUGUAUGCUCGAAGGCAGUGAUUCUACCGGGCUCACCAUCAGUAUCAGGCCCAAUGACGUAGCAGAUAAUAGUUUUUAUGCCGUAUACAAGCAAGUCAGUGGCUCAGAAGGUGCAGUAGGAGUGCCCCUGGAUUCGUUGCACAACAUCAUGACACUGGCAUACGGUACCGACGAUACUCUGCGGCCGUCUGCAGAGAUACCGGAUUCUGAUCUCAAUCCGCUCAGCGAUUCGUCCUUGAAGAAAGAAAUAUCUCUUUUAAAAUCUCAGUUGGAGUACCGAACAAGGCGUGAAGAGAGAGCGACAGAAAAGGCACAAGCAUUAAGCGCAGAGAACCAUGAACUGAAGAAGAAGAUUGAGUCACUGAAAGUUGAUUUGAAAUUCGAAGAAAUGCUUACAAAAAGCGAACUUCUUCGUCAGCAGAGUGCAGCGGAAAAUGCAGAGCAGGACCGCAGGCUAGAUGAGCUCUUGCGUCUUCAAACAGAAUUGCGGCAACGUGAAAGCGAGGAGAAGAUCUUGAUAUUAGAGCUCGAGGAGGCUCGCAGGAGAAUCGCAGACUUGGUGCAUACCCGCGAGACAGCCGACAUAGAUGAAUACGAUGUAAUACUGAAGCAUUGCUACACUACCUUGGGUGGAGAUGAGGCAGACGUACCUGAAAAGCGCAAGGAGCUCCUGCUGAUGUUACAGAAGCAGUGCAUUGCAGUGUCGACAGAGUAUGACUUGAAUAACCCCUAUCGCAAAGGAAGCAUGCGGCUAUCAUAUGGUCCAGCAAGGGCCUCACAAAUGCGCAUGUCAAGAAGCAGGGCCGAUGCCCGAUCCAUAGCUCAGAGCUUGGAAGCGUUCCAUGUUUCAGACCUUCAAGACAAUGAGUUGGGGAACAGAAAGGUAAUAGCGACUACGCUUCUUCCUGUCAUUUGUUUCUUUAUUGGAAUAGCGAUCAUUGUUAUUUUUGCGAUGGCAUUCAACAGGAACGACGUCGUAUGA